This is a messenger RNA of Condylostylus longicornis, 922 nucleotides long. RefSeq names its product flexible cuticle protein 12-like. Gene Ontology annotation, cellular component: chitin-based extracellular matrix. Lineage: Eukaryota; Metazoa; Arthropoda; Insecta; Diptera; Dolichopodidae. Gene Ontology annotation, molecular function: structural constituent of chitin-based larval cuticle. The transcript is spliced from 2 exons. Bases 111 to 431 code for a protein of 106 amino acids. The record is from RefSeq and is a predicted model, not a curated record.
UCAAAAAGAUUAACAUUAGAAGUUUAUCUUUUCGACAAUAAAAGUCCGAAACGGAAUAUAUUUUUUUUUUAUUUUAAAGAAUUUAUAAAUUCAUUUUUUUUUAUUUAAAAAUGAAAUUCGUAAUUGUAUUCGCUGCUUUAUUUGCUGUAGCUGUUGCUGUACCAAUUGAUGAUUCAAGAAACGCACAAAUUUUACGAUAUGAUAAUAAUAAUAUUGGUGUAGAUGGUUAUAAUUUUGCUUUCGAAACAAGUGAUGGUACAUCACGUCAAGAACAAGCUGAAUUAAGAAAUAUUGGUACUGAACAAGAAGCAAUUGCUGUACGUGGUUCAUAUUCAUGGGUUGCUGAUGAUGGACAAACAUAUACAUUAAAUUAUAUUGCUGAUGAAAAUGGUUUUCAACCAGAAGGUGCACAUUUACCACGUGCAGCAUAAGCAUGUAUAUUAGAAUAACAUCUAGUCAUGCCAUAUUAUAUUUUUUAAAAGAGAAAAUAAAAAUACUAUUAUUAUAAUUAUUAUAUAUAUAUAUAUAUAUAUAUAAUAGACAUCUUCAAGAAUGCGCCUCUACGCAGUAAUGAAAAAAACUCACUCACUCACUCACUCAACUCACUUAAUUUUGUAAUUUUAAUUUCGCUUUCAAAUUUUUUAUUUAGAAAAUUUGAAAAAAAAAAAUACCACCUUUUUUUUUUGAUUUAAGAUUUUUUUUUUUCGAUUUAAAAAUUUUUGUUUUUGGUUUAAGAAAUUUUUUUUUUGUUCAAAAUUUUUUUUUUUUUUGGCUAUAAAAAAUUCUUUUUAUAUUUUUAAUUUUAUAUAAGACAAAAAAUUAAGUCAUUUUUUUAAAUUGUACUUAACGAAUCAUUUAGAUUAAAAAAACAAAAAAAAAAAAUGUAAUGUGAUUAAAACUGAUAAUAAUUAAAAUAAAAAAA